AAGGUACUGAAUUUUGGGUCAUCUAAGCUAGAUUUAUAUGCACCCACAAAAACAAUACUAUAUGAUCAUGGAAGGUGAAAAUGGUAGCGGUAUGCGCAGGCAAAAUUUCCCAUUGCAAUUGCUAGAGAAAAGAGAAGAAGAAACCUGUUCAACCUCUGGUUAUCCAACCCUAGUAAUCUCUGGUACCGGCGAAACAAGCGGAAACCGAUCAAAUUCAAACCCACAAGUCCCCACUGAUCAGUCAUCCAAGAAGGUUCAACCCAAGAGGAACACAGCAAAAGAUAGGCACACCAAAGUUGAUGGCCGUGGUCGCCGGAUCCGCAUGCCGGCGGCGUGUGCUGCUAGGGUUUUUCAGCUAACUAGAGAGCUCGGCCACAAGUCCGACGGCGAAACCAUUGAGUGGCUGCUUCAACAGGCCGAGCCAGCCGUGAUCGCCGCCACCGGUACCGGGACCAUCCCGGCAAAUUUUACAUCACUUAAUAUAUCGCUACGAAGCUCAGGCUCAACUAUGUCAGCACCAUCACAUUUGAGGAAUGGUUAUUUUAGUCCCAACUUUGGGACUUCACAGUUGAGGAUUAGGAGUGAAUGGGAAAGAAGUAUUGAAGAGUCACAGCGGCGGAUUUUAUCUGGAUUAUCAUCUGAGAAUUCAACUACAAUCAUGAAUUUUCCGGUUAGUAAUAUGAAUAUGAAUGGAAUAAUACAAGCUAAGGAAGAGCUACGUGACACAUCCCUAGAUGCGGUUGAGGGUGAGCUGAGUAUAGGGCGAAGCCGGCGGCCGGAGGAAGAUAUGUCAUUGCAAAGCCAUAUGGGGGGUUAUAUGUUACAAUCGAGCACCGGGUCAGUGCCGGCGAGUCAUGGUCAGAUUCCGGCGACAACUUUGUUUAUGGUGACAAAUCCUAGUAGCCAAGUUAUAAGUGGUGACCCCAUGUGGACAUUUCCCAGUAACAAUAUGUAUAGGGGGGGUUCAAUGUCUAGUUCCGCCUCCGGGUUACAGUUUAUGAAUUUUGCUACCCCGAUGGCUCUUUUUCCUGGGCAGCAGUUGGGUUUGGGGACUGGCGGCGGUGGCAGUGGUGGUGGUGGUGGUGCAGUGAUGGAUGGGCAAUUGGGGAUGCUUGCUGCACUUAAUUCCUUUAGGCAGAUUUCAGGUUCGGGGGCUUCUGAGUCUCAUGAGGCAAGUGGGUCUAAUCCGCGUGGAGGAGAUGAUCAAUCAUAAAAGUGCACAUGAUAAGAGGUGACCAAGGCUAAAACAUGAACAUGAAGACCAUUAAAUCCUUGUUUUUUGAUAUUACGUAUGGCAUAUAAAGGUGUAAAGUCUUGAUGCUUUUCCACAUAUUCAAGCAUAGGCAAAUAAAUUUUAUGCAAGUUUUGUGUUACAAUCCACUCCUAUACGUACCAGAUCUGGCAUGAAAUUCCUUUGAUCUUGAACAUUAUUAGUCCAUGGAGUGAAGGGCUAGUUGAAGUCGGAAACUAAUGCUUUUGGAAAAAAUAUUCAAGCAGGAAACAAUGGUUUUUUGAUACUAUAUGCAAGAGGAUAUACGUUCUCUUCCUUUUGUUUCAGAAAAUUGCUUGUGAUCUUCAUUAUUAUUAGUCGACUUUAGUCAUUGCGUUUUGGCUAUAUAAGUAGACUUUUGAG
Molecule: messenger RNA, 1633 nt
Organism: Ilex paraguariensis (yerba mate)
Lineage: Eukaryota; Viridiplantae; Streptophyta; Magnoliopsida; Aquifoliales; Aquifoliaceae
Source: the annotation of a GenBank genome assembly